GGCUAUCCGAAAUCAACACAAUGGAUUCGGCGGGGGAUUGGUGUUUGAUCGAAAGCGAUCCUGGAGUUUUUACAGAACUCAUAAAAAAAUUUGGUGUAACAGGAGCACAGGUGGAAGAAAUGUGGACAAUCGAUGAUGGAAUAUUUGAAAAUUUGCGACCAGUUCAUGGACUCAUUUUCCUUUUUAAAUAUGUUCAACAUGAAGAACCUACUAAUCCUGUUGUGACCGAUGAUCGUCUUCAAAAAAUUUUCUUCGCAAAACAGGUAAUUAAUAAUGCUUGUGCCACACAAGCAGUAAUUAGUUUAUUAUUAAACUGCAACCAUCCUGAUAUUCACUUAGGUCCAGAACUGACUAUGUUGAAAGAAUUUAGUAUGUCAUUUGAUCCUAAAAUGCGUGGGCUUACGCUCAGUAAUUCACAAACAAUACGUGCAUCCCAUAAUUCUAUGGCCCAACAGACUUUUUUUGAGUUUGACAGUAAAACUCCAAAAACAAAGGAAGAAGAUGCAUACCACUUCAUUGGCUACAUACCAAUAGAUGGUCGUUUAUAUGAAUUGGAUGGACUACGGGAUGGCCCUAUUGAUCAUGGUCCUGUAGGUCCAGAUCAGGACUGGCUGGAUGUUGUACGCCCAAUUAUAUUGAAAAGAAUCAACACCUACACUGAGGGAGAAAUCCAUUUUAAUCUUAUGGCAUUGGUAUCUAACCGAAAGAUGAUAUAUGAACGUCAGAUAGAUGAGUUAAUAACUGAAAAUCAUAUGCUUGGUAUGGAUUCUGGAGAUAUUGAAAAUGAAGUGAGAAGACUAAAGAUGCUAAUUGAGUAUGAAGAUAUAAAAAUGCACAAAUACCAGCAGGAGAUGAUACGACGCCGACACAACUACAUGCCAUUUAUAAUAACAUUACUAACAAUAUUGGCAGAGGAUAAACAGCUUGUGCCUUUAAUUGAAAAGACUAAAGAGCGCAUGGCUAAGAAGGGCCAGAAGAAGAGAGUAUAACAUGAGAAAAGGGCGGGUGCAGCGCCCGCCCGCGAGCGCCCGGCUCGCUCUUCCUCACAGUCGAGCCCCUCGCGGGUUUUGCCCGACUCUGAGAAUAUGUACACUCUCGCCGACCUUGAUGCCAUAUUCACUGAACCCCAGGCUUCAGGUGUUCCACGUGCACAACCAGAAUUGACCACCUCCAAUGGUUCCACUCAACAAAACAUUGAUUUGGCUCUUAUGGAGCCAGAUGAAAUUCUAAAAGACGUCAUUUUGCCUCCCUCUUUUGACCGAAACAAUAUUUUUGAUGUUCAAAGUAUGGUUGACGACAAUUUUCUUGAAGUGGACGAGAUAGCGCGGGACGAUCUGCUUGCUGCUGAUGAAUUUGAUGUCAGCAAAUUUUUUAAUUUACCAGACAAUAAGCCUAGAACCAAUAAGGACCCUGAUAAUUAAUGUUUUGCAUUUCAAUAUUUCUUUGCUCUUUAAUUUUUCUGUAAUGAAUAAGCACAUAUUAAAUUUAAAGUGUCUUGUUCUGUGGUCAUAUAGAGGGAAAAAAAUAAAUUAACAUAAAAUUCAUAGAUAACUUUGAUCAAUGUAAUAAUUUGUGAUAUGCCAAAACCUGUAAGCAUUGCACACUACAAUAAAAGAAAAGAAAAUUUAAAAUUAAAAACAAGUCUUGUU
Molecule: messenger RNA, 1649 nt
Organism: Pieris rapae (cabbage white)
Lineage: Eukaryota; Metazoa; Arthropoda; Insecta; Lepidoptera; Pieridae
Gene: Uch-L5
Product: ubiquitin carboxyl-terminal hydrolase isozyme L5
Exons: 1
Coding region: 21-989 (322 amino acids)
Biological process (GO): protein deubiquitination; ubiquitin-dependent protein catabolic process
Cellular component (GO): cytoplasm
Molecular function (GO): cysteine-type deubiquitinase activity
Source: RefSeq, a predicted model, not a curated record